UCCAAUUCAAUUUGUCAAAAAUUUGAUUCCUGUUUCUUGUCUUCGUUUUGUUACAAUUUACAAAAUUAUUAAUUUUUACUUGUGUAAAAGCCGAAUUAUUUACCUUUUUUGAAAUAUUUGUAUACAUUAACAUUUCCAAUGGGUAAUAAAUCAUCAUUGCUUCUUCGCCCAGAAGAAAUUGCCCAAAUUCAAGAUGAUACAGGAUUUACUCCCAAUCAAAUAGAACGUUUGUACUCACGUUUCACAUCUUUGGAUCGAGGUGACUGUGGUACUCUAUCACGUGAAGAUUUUCUUCGGAUACCAGAAUUGGCGAUCAAUCCGCUCUGCGAACGAAUAGUACAUGCCUUUUUUGCUGACAGCACAGAUGACAGGGUCAAUUUCCGUCAGUUCAUGCAAGUCUUGGCGCAUUUUAGACCAAUCAAUCAAAAGAAAGAAAACAAACUUAACAGUCGUGAAGAGAAGUUGAAAUUCGCUUUUAAAAUGUACGACUUAGAUGAUGAUGGUGUGAUUAGUCGUGAUGAACUAUUGAACAUCCUUCAUAUGAUGGUGGGAGCCAAUAUCAGUCAAGACCAGCUUAUUAGCAUCGCUGAGCGCACAAUUCUUGAAGCUGAUAUGUGUUGUCAAGGAAAGAUAUCAUUUGAAGAUUUUUGCAAAGCCCUCGAGAGGACUGACGUUGAACAAAAGAUGUCAAUUCGAUUUCUUAAUUAGGUUUUUGUUUUUUUUUCCUGAAAAGAGACUACAUAGCUAAUUCAAAGUAUUAUUUAAAUAUUAUGUUAUGUUAAAGGUGUGAACACAAAAAUAUGUUUGUAUUUUUUUUUUCCUAUUUUCAUUCAAUUGUAUGGAAGCGGUAGUGGUUUACUAUUAAAUAAGAAACUAAUAGUGCUUAGUGGACAUGUACUUUAAACAAAUCAAUUUUUCAAUAAAGUUGUUGAACUAUUUAUGCACAAGCUAA
Molecule: messenger RNA, 952 nt
Organism: Eupeodes corollae
Lineage: Eukaryota; Metazoa; Arthropoda; Insecta; Diptera; Syrphidae
Gene: elm
Product: calcineurin B homologous protein 1
Exons: 3
Coding region: 139-708 (189 amino acids)
Molecular function (GO): calcium ion binding
Source: RefSeq, a predicted model, not a curated record